GCGAAACGGGGUUUGUUUUCAGAAGCUAGCGUAGCUAGAUUUGCAGCACAACACGACGAUCUGUAGCGUUGUUUUUGUUGUACCUUUAUAAUCAUGACGUCUACUCUUGAUGAUAGCGAAAAAGAAAAGGUGCGCUCUGUGUCUGUGGACCUAAACAACGAUGCCUCUCUGCUCAUCGACAUUCCUGAUGCACUCUGUGAACGUGACAAAGUCAAGUUCACUGUCCACACCAAGACCACCCUGAGCUCCUUCCAGAAGCCAGACUUCUCUGUUCCUAGGCAACAUGAGGACUUUAUCUGGCUCCAUGACACGCUGGUUGAGACUGAGGACUACGCUGGGCUCAUCAUCCCUCCAGCCCCACCGAAGCCAGACUUCGAGAGCCCCAGGGAGAAGAUGCAUAAACUGGGAGAGGGUGAGGCCACCAUGACCAAGGAGGAAUACACCAAGAUGAAGCAGGAGUUAGAGGCUGAGUACCUGGCUGUAUUUAAGAAGACUGUACAAGUCCACGAAGUAUUCCUGCAGCGAUUAUCUUCUCACCCCAUCCUGAGCAAGGACAGAAACUUCCAGAUAUUCCUGGAGUAUGACCAGGAUCUGACCGUACGGAGGAAGAACGCCAAGGAGACGUUUGGGAGUUUCUUUAAGAACAUGGUCAAGAGCGCUGACGAGGUCAUCAUAUCAGGGAUAAAGGAAGUAGAUGAUUUCUUUGAGCAGGAGAAGACCUUCCUACUUGAUUAUUCGUCCAAGAUCAAAGACUCCACUGCCAGGGCAGAGAAGAUGACACGCUCUCACAAAAAUGUCGCUGAUGAUUACAUCCACAUCUCUGCCACUUUGAACAGUCUCUCUGUCGAUGACAACACAGCACUUAAAAAGCACCUUGAGAAGUUUGCGGACCUGUUUGAGAAACUAAGGAAAGUGGAGGGUAGAGUGGCGUCAGACGAGGAGCUGAAGCUCACAGAGCUGCUCCGGUACUACAUGAGGGACAUCCAGGCAGCCAAGGACCUGUUGUACAGGCGAGCCCGGGCCCUGGCUGACUAUGAGAAUAGUAACAAGGUUCUGGACAAGGCCCGGCUGAAGAGUAAAGACAUCGCCCAGGCUGAGGAGCACCAACAACAGUGUCUGCAGAAGUUUGACAAGCUCUCCGAGUCGGGAAAAAGAGAGCUGACCAGUUUUAAGGGCAGGAGAGUGGUGGCUUUCCGUAAGAACCUAAUAGAGAUGGCUGAACUGGAGAUCAAACACGCCAAGAACAACAUGGCUCUGCUGCAGGGCUGCAUUGAGCUUCUCAAGAGCAACUGAACCACCUGUCUCCUACCAACCCUCCCAGACCACCACCCACUGACCAGCUAGCCUGGGUGCCAGUCUGUUUUUUGCUGUCUUGCCAACUCCAAAUGGAACUGUCAUGCAGAACGGUGCCAAUGGAGUAGGCAAAAGCACAAACAGAUCUGGGACCAGGCUACUGACCCAGCCUUUGAGAAUGGAACCUGGAUACCCCUUCUUACCACCCUCUACCCCCAGGGGACCCUGGGUCGUGUUCAUUAGGGCACAUGGUUGAAAAACUUCCAUUUGCAACAGAAAACGAAAAGGAGCAUUUCUUAUUGCACAAAAUUAGAUAGUCCCUCACUGAUUCACUCAGUUUCGUAGGUUUUCGUUCCUAUUGAACACGAUCCUGGGUACCCCCACCCUCCACCCCCAAAUGAUGCCAUUUCAGAAACCUGCACAAGAACCUGCAGCUGUCUGUAUUUCUGUCUGUCUCAAUGUUUACAUAGUCCAUGCCCACCUGACAACCCUUCUCCUUCUACCCCUCCUCCAUGUCCCAUGGAACACUCACCUUUUGUGAUGACAGCGUUCCGGAACAGGGAGAAUGUAGCAGCUUGCAUUGUCUUCUGGUCUUCCUCUUCCAUCUGUUUUUGAAUCAUAGAUUAUCUGAUCAAUUUUUCUAUUCUGGAUGGAUUAUUCUUGUAUUGGAUUUUCUAUUUUUAACGAGGAUGCUGAUGGUGGAAUGUUUGCCUCAUUGUGAUGUUUUGCUUGCUUUUCAAGGCACACGCUAACUAAACCCGUUAGGUCCCGCACUUUUAUAUACAUAAACACAUACAUCUGGGUCGUGUUCAUUAGAGAACUCCGUAGCAAACCGUUUUGCAACAGAAAACGAAAACAAAUGUUUAAUUUAGGUUGAAUUUGGUCCUACUGAACACAACUCUGAAGCAUAAGAGUUGAACUUGGCAGAGUUUAGUUGUUUUGGAAUAACCAAAGGAUUUUAUGGUGCGGGUAUAGCUAGCUAUAAUAGAAUAGUUAUGUUCCCUUUAGUUUUCUUAUUGCAAUGCCUCUUUAAACCACAAGUACUCUGAGGACUGACACAGUGAAUAACUGACAGCUGAGCUCAGCUGCUUCUCUGGUUUGUAAUGGAACAGUUUAAAAGGUCGUAUUAGGCCACGCUGUAGCAAAACAUUUUGCAAUAGAAAACGAAAACAAUUUCUUAUGGGACAAGUUUAGAUAAUCCCACCUCCAUUUUUUUUUUUUCCUUCGGUUUUGUGCCUAGUGAAUAUGACCCAGAUGGAGCAACUGUUCAUAAAGAACAGAUAAAGUGGAUGGAAAAGGGAGAGAGACUACCUUAGUGCCUAAAUAAAAGGUCCUUAUGACUGCGUCCCGGUUGUCCACCCUUCUACCACUUGCACACUCCCGUCGUGGAUUUAAAUGCAUGGGGUUGAUGUAAGCAUUGGCUGAUGGGAGUUUCCACCAUUGUUAAAUCCAUGACAGGGAGUGUGGAAGUGCACACUUUGGGAGAAAGGUGGAAAAUUGGGACUUAGCCUAUAUACUCUGAGAUUAGGUUGGACCGAACUCACUCAAGCCACCAGUAAAGUGAAGAGAAGUUCUCUCUUUCAUGGUUAAGAAGGCUGAGUACACGCUAGUGUGUGGUAGUUUAUCCGUGCUGAGUGGUACCACACAGAAAUGCUCUGGACAUACCUCAGGAAUGGCAACAUGGCUCUUUUCUCACAUUCGUCUUCAUUACUGGCAGUAACUGGAGCCAAAUUCUUAAGAUUCACAUUGAUUUUGACAAGUUUACUUACACAUAAUAUGGACCAAUAUAUUAUUUUCACUACGGCCCUUGUUAGUGUCAGCACUGGUAGUUGUCCCUUUGUCAAAGUUUACUGCCAUACAUGUGAUGUGGACCGAUUUCAUUAUUUUCAAUCUGCCCAGUCUAGACUAGUGAGUGCCAGGCAGCACUGGUUUCUGUCCUCAUUGAGUAAAUGUUCAGUAGACUAGUUUGAGACAGUCAGUCAGUGAAGUUCACCCAUAGCAGCUGACUGUAUUGUAUGCCUAUGAAUCACCUGACACACACACACACACACACACAGCAGGAAGUAUGAGGCCAGCAGCAGGUCCUAGUCCACUCACCCUUCAGCCAGUUGCUCUACGGCAUUUCCAUGGUAAUGGAAUUACACUGAGACUCAGAUGUUUCACUUUAAAAUGUACACCAACCAAAACAAUGAAUUUAAAAGUUAACAUUUACAUUUCCACUGAAAAGUUUACAAAAGCACAUUUUACAGGAAGAUCUUUGCACAUACAAUGUUUGGUAAGAAUAAAACUGAGGGAGACUUUUCUGUAAUUCUGUUACCAAACUUUGCAUCUGCCCAGUUGAUCCUGUAAUUUAUUUAUUUUACUGUGUAAAUUGUUUAAACUAGUCAUUGUGCAUAGAGUUGUAUGGUUUGUUAAACUUUGAAAUCAAUAGUUUUUGCUUGACAUACAUGUUAAAGUUACUGUGGAAUUGCCCUCUAUCAAGUCAGCACAAACAUUACAUUGCAUAUGUAGCCUAGUCAGUUGGGAAGCUUCAUGCAUUAUAUAGUUAACAUUAAGCAAGCAUCAAGCAAUAGACUUACAAGGCUAGUGACACUUAUAUUGGCUAUUGGAGUGUAACUCUGGUCCCAGCACUUAUUCAGAGGAGUAUGACUGACUUGUGUCCUUCAGCAUCUGCUUGAAGCUGUUGUCUAUGUUCCAAUUAUAUGACAUUCUGCCAUAAGUGUGCACUUGUUCACGCCCCUUCAUGAAUUUGAAAGGGACUGACAUGCUUACACAAAUCCAAUGCUUUUAAUUGUGUGAUGAGGACACUAGUACUCUACCUAGAGAAUUGGGAUGCAGAGAGUAGGCUACAUGACUGUGCACUUCAUUGAUUUCCUGUUGUUUACCAGUGGCCUACUGCACCUGCUUACAGAGUAACACUAACCUAACCCAUCCACCAACGCCCUUGCUUCUUACUGCUAAUGCAGUAUUUGUUUUUAAGAAAUUAAUUUUUGUGUCGCCUAUAUUUCUCCCAUUGCUUUUUGUUACUGACAGAACCUUUGCCAGGCCUAAACUAGCCUGGGUACCAGUCUGUUUCUGCCCUCUUGCCUAGUCCUUAUGGAUUUGUCAUGCCUUGUCUGGCUUGACUAUGACAGCAAUGGAGUUGGCAAGAGCACAAACAGAUCAGGGACCAGGCUAGGCCUAAACUCAUUAACCUGUGAAAGGAAAGGGUUCAUAUUGAAACAAAAACGAUUGAAUUCUUUGAAUUGCUUUGGAAAAUAAUGCACUAUGAAGGUGGUAAAUACUUAGCAAUCAUUUCCAAGCCCAGAGAGAGCUGUGUUAUAAAGAUAUAUAAAGUGUUUUUUGAUAAUUGAUUGUAUUUCUAAUGGAUUACAACUGU
Molecule: messenger RNA, 4672 nt
Organism: Coregonus clupeaformis (lake whitefish)
Lineage: Eukaryota; Metazoa; Chordata; Actinopteri; Salmoniformes; Salmonidae
Gene: snx5
Product: sorting nexin 5
Exons: 13
Coding region: 94-1293 (399 amino acids)
Biological process (GO): pinocytosis
Cellular component (GO): endosome
Molecular function (GO): dynactin binding; phosphatidylinositol binding
Source: RefSeq, a predicted model, not a curated record